AAAUAAUAAAUGGAAGUUCUUCGGCGAUGGCGUGAGGUCAGAGGUGAGGAAGUUCAAUGUUCACUCCGGUUUCCAUCGACUGAUAUGUCUCCGUCACUGGUGCCCGUCGUCCUCAUCACCUACCUCCUCCUCCCCCUUCUUCCCCUCUCCACCGCCGACGCGACUGCCGCAACCUCAGCAAUCCACCGCCGGCCACCGGCUCCCCGCGGGUCUCUCUGCUCCCAGCUCGUCCAGCCUGCUGGCUAUCCCUGCUCCGAGUACACCGUUCAAACAAAGGAUGGUUAUUUGUUGGCCCUUCAUCGUGUUUCAAGUAGUGGCCAAAAUUUGAGAGCUCAGCGUGGUCGUCCAGUUCUAUUGCAGCAUGGACUUUUUAUGGGAGGUGAUGCCUGGUUCCUGAAUUCAGCAGACCAAUCAUUAGGUUUCAUCCUUGCUGAUCAUGGUUUUGAUGUAUGGAUUGGAAAUGUGCGGGGGACACGCUGGAGCUAUGGGCAUAUCUCAUUGUCGGAGAGAGAUAAGGAUUUCUGGGAUUGGAGUUGGCAGGAACUGGCUCUUUGUGACCUUGCAGAGAUGGUCCACUUUAUUAAUUCAACAACUGGCUCCAAAGUUUUCCUUGUUGGUCAUUCCCAGGGGACAAUAAUGUCCUUAGCUGCCUUAACUCAGCCUGAUAUAGCAGAGAUGGUUGAAGCUGCUGCCCUCUUAUCACCAAUAUCAUAUUUGGGACAUAUAACUGCUCCACUUGUAUGGAGAAUGGUUAACAUGCAUGUUGAUCAGAUGAUAAUUGCGAUGGGCAUUCAUCAACUUAAUUUCAGAAGUGACUUUGAUGUUGGAAUCAUGGAUGCAAUAUGUGAUGGCCGCAUAGAGUGCAAUGAUUUGCUGACUUCAAUUACAGUUCCUGGUCUGUGUCAAAGAUUGAAACUGGUCAUCACUGUUUGCCCGGCAGGGAAGAAUUGUUGCUUUAAUAACUCUCGCGUGGACUUCUAUCUUGAGUAUGAACCCCAUCCAUCGUCAUCGAAGAACUUGCGCCAUCUUUUUCAGAUGAUCCGUAAGGGAAGUUUCUCAAUGUAUGACUAUGGAGUCCUAAAGAACUUGAAGGUCUAUGGUCAAUUCAAGCCCCCAAUGUUCGAUCUUACUCGCAUACCAAAGACAAUGCCACUGUGGAUGGCUUAUGGAGGCAACGAUGCUUUGUCAGACAUUACAGAUGUAAAGCAGACUCUGAGCGAAUUACACUGCAAGACCGAACUGGUCUAUCUCGAGAACUACGGCCACGUGGACUUCAUUCUGGGCCUCAAUGCAAAGGAAGAAAUCUACGACCACAUGAUCGGGUUUUUCAGAUCUUUCGGAAAGUCAUACAGCUCUUGAGUCUAUACACUCUCGCCAAUCAAGUACAUUGCUUGUUCUUGCUUUGUACAUAAUGAUGUAACCGUAGUCGUUCUUUCUCCUCUUGUAAAGCUGAACAAAUCAUGAAAAACAAGAUGAUCGUAUUGUGAAGGAAAAAGGGAAUGACCUGUGUUACCUCAGCUUCUGCA
Punica granatum (pomegranate) is the source of this 1526-nucleotide messenger RNA. The record is from RefSeq and is a predicted model, not a curated record. NCBI's taxonomy places the organism in Eukaryota, Viridiplantae, Streptophyta, Magnoliopsida, Myrtales, Lythraceae.